GAGAGUCCCCAUGCAUGCGAUAUUUGACUUGAAGAGACUGUUGAGCAAAAGUGUGAGCUUCAUUCAGAAUGUCUGAUUCUGAGCAUACCAGUCUCAUGCCUGAAACACAGGGAACCGGAGCUGGUCAAGGGGGAACCAGUCGUAAGAAGCCCCCACCUCCUGAUUGGGGAAAGUAUGGAUUGAGCCAGGAACCAGCAAAAGUUCCAUACAGUGCAAAUGUUGACACUGGAGGGUACCAGCACACAGAUCUGGGAAAUAAAAAUGAACUCUUCCAGGAAGAUCAGGUAAUAGAUGUAGCUGCAGGGAGGAUUUUAAGGAUCUUACAUGCCUGCCUGUUAAAAACAGGGUUUCCUCUUCCAAAGGGACAGUGGGGAGUCAUGAACAUUUCCACACUGUCCCGAGUGUUUGGAAAACAUCUGUCCUUCACAGGCAGACAUGUUACUGAAAUCAACACAGAAGAUGUGGUGAAAGCGCAUUUCUUCAUCAGUGAGCCAGUAUUAUUUGGCACGUGGGACGGGGUGUUCACAUCGUGCAUGAUCAACUUGUUGGGUGUCGUUAUCUUCCUUAGAAUGGGCUGGAUUGUGGGAAAUGCAGGGAUCAGCUUGACCAUCCUGACAAUCAUUCUGGCUGUACUGGUGGUUCUUAUAGUGGCCCUUAGUGGUAUAGGGGUGUGUGAGAGGUGUAAGGUGGAGAGUGGAGGGGUAUACUUUCUCAUAUCUCAUGUGCUGGGGUCCAGAAUAGGGGGCAGUGUUGGAGUGGUCUACUGUUUUGCUCAGGCAGUUACCUGUUCCCUGUCAGUGAUGGGUUUUGGAGAAUCAAUCAUGGGUCUUACUGGCAUAGACAAUCCUUGGAUUGCUAAAGGUGUUGCCAUUGCACUCGUCAUUCUUCUUCUCGGUAUCAAUAUAGCGGGAGUGAAAUGGGUGAUCCGGCUUCAGUUAGUUCUGUUGUUCAUUCUGUUUCUGUCUGUCAUGGAUUUCUUUGUUGGGUCCUUUGUUCAUACAGACUAUGAGCAUGGUGUGACAGGAUACCAAGAAUUCAACCUACACAACAACUCUGGUCCAGCCUACCUACCUGGCGAGACAUUUUUCUCCAUAUUUGGACUUUUCUUCUCCACGGUUACCGGAAUUCUUGCAGGCAUCAACAUGAGUGGAGACUUGAGGGAACCAUUUGUCAAUAUACCAAGAGGAACUUUAUCAGCCCUUGGUGUAUCGACAUUUCUCUAUAUAUCAUUUACCUUGGUGAUAGGCGCCACUUGUUCACGAAGUUAUUUACAGAAGGACUACAUGAUAGCAGAACAGAUAUCAGUAGUGGGUGUGCUGUGGCUGGCAGGGUUGUAUAUAUCAUCUGUAUCAGCGUGUAUGGGAAGUUUGUAUGGACCGCCGAGAAUACUUCAAACCAUUGCUAAUGAAAACGUUAUACCUAUCAUUAGAGUUCUAGGACAUGGUAGAGGCCCUAACAAAGUACCAAUAUAUUCCCUAGUGCUUAUAACACUGGUUGUUCUGCUGUUCGUUCUAGUUGGAGAUGUGAACACGUUAGCUCCUAUUGUUACCACAGCAUUCAUGAUGUCAUACGCUGCUGUUAAUUAUGCUUAUUUUGCUCUUGCCAUGAGUUACGAUCGUCGACAAGCGCGUGAUCUAAGAUUUGGUGUUCAGGAUAAAUCCCGUAGUAAAAGUGCAGACAUUAGCAGUUAUG
This is a messenger RNA of Mercenaria mercenaria, 1692 nucleotides long. RefSeq names its product solute carrier family 12 member 8-like. Lineage: Eukaryota; Metazoa; Mollusca; Bivalvia; Venerida; Veneridae. Gene Ontology annotation, biological process: cell volume homeostasis; chloride ion homeostasis; potassium ion homeostasis. Gene Ontology annotation, cellular component: membrane. Gene Ontology annotation, molecular function: potassium:chloride symporter activity. The record is from RefSeq and is a predicted model, not a curated record.